UCCCCAACGUCGCAUGCUCAAACCCACAACGGCCGAAGCGCGAACAAUAUUGCCGUUCUUGUCGUAUUCACUACAAUUCUCAUAUGAAUACUUUCCAUUUCAUUCUUGCAAUUUUCUACUCAGAAACGAAACGGCAUAUGUAUGAAAACAUUGGAUCUUUGAAUUCGGUCCGUACUUUGUUUGCGAGUGGACGCGGUGUCCGUGCGUGUGAGGAAACGGGAUACGAGUUUGAUAAGUGUUUACGAGAAUUAAAAAAAAACCAAUGAAAAUGUGAACAAUUGGGCGGGUAUUUAUCGCUGGCAUUAUCACUUCCUUUACAUGAUAAAAGAGAGAAAGGUCGCGAUCUAAAUACCUGCGUCUUCUAUUAUAUUGUGAUUGAAGACGUUGCACAAUUCAAAACAUCAUGAUCUCUCAAAGUAUUUUCAUUAGGUCGCCGCUGUAAAUCCUGACCACACAGGAGUUAUCAUUGUUGCAAAUUAUGAAUAAGUAAAAAAGACGAAAUGACUAUUCUUCUUUACGAUUACUGUGAGUUGGAGGAGAGGGCAUCAAAACAUCUCAAGACCUGGAAAGCAUGGCAUUUAGUAUUAUACAUAUGCGCUGCGAUAUUUGGCGUAGUCAACUACGUCUUUCUACAACACACGAUGAAACUGAUCGAUAACAACUGUGUAUUAUACCCACGACAACUAGAAUUUCGAGAAAUCGACGUGAUAAUUAAUGGUACUAGUUAUUUAACCAGUCCAAAUAUAACCAACAGUGAUAUAUUUGAUGAUUCGGAAGCGACUGGAAUUGCUAAUGAAACUACUGUUACUGAUUCUAAUGAUGUAGUCAAAGACAACUAUACCGCGCCAAUUAAAAUUAUUAAAAGAGAUGUUACAGGUACGGUAGUACCAAAUGUCCAAUUAUCAAAAGAAAAUAUUAUUAUAUAUUCAGGUAACUCAACUCGUCGAAUAGUACUGGACACUUCUAGGUCUUUGUUCGGAAAAGACAAUGACUGCCAGUAUGCCGAGUAUAUGCCUGUAUUGUCAACUGUUUUCGCAAUUACGUGGAUUGUUAUGUUCACAAUCUGUCCGGGCGGAGGCUAUGCUCGAACUGGUCUCCAGCAGCCGUGGCGUAUAUUAAUGCCAGCCUUGUUAUUUUCGCUAGUAAUGGCAGGUCUCACUGGCUAUAGUUUUACCAUGACGAACAAGGGCCUACACGCGUUCUGUGAAGCAUUUUUCGAUAUCACCAAUUCGACUAACUGUUCAUCUGUGAACGAACAUAUAGAGCGAAGUUGGGAAGCGACGUGGAGUUUUAGCGGCAGAGCGGCGACGACACGUGCAGCCAGCGCUGCCGUGUGGGCCAGCUGGGCCUGCGCCACCGCUUUACUGUUCGCACGCUGCCUAGCCGCUCCCGAUUUUCAAGUCAAGAAAACCAGCGUGUACCUUAAAAGGGAUCCACAAAACAAAAUCACUCCUUAUUUGAGAAGAGCUUCAAGGCAUUCGCGUUCAUCGAAUAGUUCGCCGAACAAGCGCGAUAACGUGUCAGCGAAAUCCGAACCAACUGCCACCACUGAGCUCGUUACGGUUUCAUUAGAACAGGAAUCCGUACCUGCAUCUCUUGUAACAACACCCCAGAGGACGUCAUACAACACAGACUUAAUAGAAAUGACUCACAAUCCCGAAGAACGAAAAGAGAAGUAAAUUAUUUUAAUGUAAAUGGUUGAUUUCAGCUUCAGACGUACAUAAAAUGUAUAGACUGGUUUUUUGUUUAUCUCCUAUUAUUCUACCUACGUAUAUUUAUUUGAUAAAAUAUACGUACAAACAUAACUUAACGCCAUAUCGUGGUCCAGUGGUAGGUAUCAACCUAAAUUAGAUCUAAGUGUCAGAUUUAUAUUCAGUGUCGUGUUUGAUUCAAUUGAAUUUACUUCCUAAGUCUUAAUCAAUUUUAUAAUCAAAGAGCAUCAUCCAACGCAAAGUAUAUUCUCCCAAGCUUCGCACUGCGAACUAUCAGUCGACAGUAUUGCAUAUAAAAAUGUUAUUACGGAUUUAAAAAACUGUGGCAAUCUCAUUGAUAAUUUACUGCUAAGCUUCUUUAUUUGCCAUUUAAAUUGAAAUUUUGCAUAUAUUGUCAUAUCUACAUGAAAAACUAAGGAAGCUUAGAUUUCUUUCGUUUUGUUUUAAAUAAUUCGAUUUUCUUCCAUCAAUUUCGUCACUAGCUUCUAGAAGACGCUCAGUCUUUCUGUGUUGUAAUUGUGUUUGGACGACGCCGCCCACGGAUUAAGCAUGGUGAUAAGAAAGCAUUAUAGUUGCAAAAUUUAUGAAGCACCUAAAGUAGGUGUAUUUGUUAUGGGGAUUUUGUGAUGUUGUAAGGUAACGUUGUUGCCUACCCACGCAAUUUAAAACAAAUCAGAGAUUUAAUAAAAUGUAAAAUUUAAAAACAUGCGGAAAAUAGUGUCUCAUUUCUGAAGCCAAGAACGGUAAAUUGUGACAUGUAAAUUAUUAGUCUUUGAUUGGUUCGUUUUGAAAUAAAAAUAUUAAUUUUGUAAUAAUAUUAAAAAUCUGUGCUCAAAUUCAAAUGGUCAAAUUUGCGUUUCUUGUAUUUUAAUACAAUAAUUGGAGUUUUUUAAAUUGACAAAGAACAUUAAAUGGGCCUAUAAGAGCCAGUAUUACAAUUACUUUAUAAGUUCAGUUUAAUUUACGAUUUUGUAAUUUUCGCAUUUAUUUUUACAAAUUGUUUUUCAUUGUAAGAUUUUCUCUAUUGUGACUAAUAAAUAAAUUUAUACACAUGGAA
Molecule: messenger RNA, 2769 nt
Organism: Bombyx mori (domestic silkworm)
Lineage: Eukaryota; Metazoa; Arthropoda; Insecta; Lepidoptera; Bombycidae
Exons: 8
Coding region: 501-1679 (392 amino acids)
Source: RefSeq, a predicted model, not a curated record